Molecule: messenger RNA, 3417 nt
Organism: Aspergillus piperis CBS 112811
Lineage: Eukaryota; Fungi; Ascomycota; Eurotiomycetes; Eurotiales; Aspergillaceae
Exons: 4
Coding region: 1-3417 (1138 amino acids)
Biological process (GO): mitotic spindle assembly; astral microtubule depolymerization
Cellular component (GO): mitotic spindle; spindle microtubule; microtubule organizing center
Molecular function (GO): microtubule binding
Source: RefSeq, a predicted model, not a curated record
AUGGAGCCGAAGGCAGUCGAACUGCUUGAGGUUCUACGAAACAUGAACUUGGCAAUUGAUGCCAAGGUCAGUCUUCUUCACUCAAUGAAAUCCGACAUCAAGCAGAAGAAUGUGCCGGAAAACGCUAUUGCACCGAUCUUUGAUGCGUUGCGUCAGUCAAUUUCCUCUCCCCACUCGACACUUCUCUCUGCUGGUUUCUCCACCAUGGGUCACUUCUUGAAACGACUGUUCAUUCAGGAACAGCAUAGUAUAGUUGCUUCGCAGGCUCGCAACAUUUACCCGUUGCUCUUGGAACGCCUGGGCGAUCAUAAGGAGCGAGUCAGAGCACAGGCGGCCCAAGCGUUCACUGACUUUUGGCCGGCAGCUAGCCAUGAAGUUGAACAACAUGUGCUGGGAACGGCCCUUAUCGGAAAAAACAACAGAGCUAGGGAAAUGAGCAUGAUCUGGCUAGCUAAUAUGGCUAAGCAAUAUGGCUUGCUCUUUCGUCCGUAUGUCCCUAGUCUUGUGGCAUGUCUCGAGGACGCCGAUAGUGCUGUCAGAGAUACAGCCAAGGCAACCAUUAUCGAGCUGUUCCAAAAUGCGCCCGCACAUGCGAAGGCAGAUCUCAAAAAGCAAUUGAGUGAACUCAAUGUCAGAAAGUCUAUUGUCAGCAUCAUUCUGACGAAUCUUGGCCUUGAAUCUGAUGAAUCUGAACAUCUUUCACGACCGGCCUCGCGUAUUGACCAGAGACCGGUCUCACGUGUUGAUCAGAGACCAGCCUCACGUGUUGAUCAGAGACCGGCCUCACGUAUUGAUCAGAGACCGGCCUCACGUGUUGAUCAGAGACAAACCUUGCGAAUUGAACAAGGACCGAUCUCGCGUGUUGAGCAGAAACCGGCCUCGCGUGAUGAGCAGAAACCAGUCUCGCGUGUUGAGCAGAAACCAGUCUCGCGUGUUGAGCAGAAAACGGCCUCACGUAUUGAGCAGAAACCAGUCUCGCGUGUUGAGCAGAGACCGGCCUCGCGUGUUGACCAGAGACCAGCCUCGCGUGCUGACCAGAAACCAACCUUGCGAAUUGAUCAGAGACCGGCCUCUCGCGUCGACACCGUCACUCAAGAUACUCUCGUCAGACCGGCUAGUCAGUUCGGCACACGGCCAGUAGAGCCUACUCCUUCCGAUGUGGAACCAAUCAUUGUUUCAUCCGCUCGGGAAAUUGAUGAAUUCGUGCGUCUAAUGACACCAUAUUUCGAAGGACGUGAGUCCGAAGAUAACUGGGUGAAUCGUGAAAAGAGUGUCAUUACUUUACGCCGACUUACGCAUGGUAAUGCGCCCCAUGCAUACUCUCAGACUUUUGUCGCUGCUAUCAAGUCGAUUCUGGAUGGCAUUUUCAAAGUCGUGAACUCUCUCCGAACUACUAUGGGAACAAAUGGAUGUCUGCUCAUUCAAGAUCUCGCCCGAAAGUGUGGCCCUAGAAUCGAUCCGAUGAUGGAGAUCAUCCUGCAAAAUCUCAUCAAACUCUGCGCCGGUAUGAAAAAAAUAACGGCCGAAAAUGGGAAUCUGACCGUUGACAUUGUUAUUGGAAAUGUGUCUUACACUCAUCGAAUUCUCCAGCAUGUCUACGCCGCUUCCCAAGACAAAAACGUCCAGUUGCGUCUGUUCUCAGCUGGAUGGUACAUCACCCUCAUCAACAAACAGGCUGCUCAUAAGUCCUCCAUUGAACACGGCGGUGGAAUCGAGCUCAUCGAGAGAAGUCUUAAGAAAGGUCUUGGUGAUGCUAAUCCUGGUGUUCGUGAGGCAAUGAGGAAGACUUUCUGGACAUACCACAGCGUCUGGCCUCAGAAAGCCAAAUUUAUCAUGUCGGACCUUGACUCCAAGUCACGGUCGCUAUUGGAGAAAGAUCCAGCUAACCCGGCUGCUGGCAACAUGCAAAGUGCAGACCGACAUGCUUCGAAAUCUUCUACAACAUCCCAGAAAGCCACUACAAGCAGCACCAACGUUAUUCCGGGAAGAAGUGCAUUGAAACAGGCGAUCGCAGCGCAGAAGAAGGCACACCUUGCACCAAAAACUGCUAUGACCCCACGGCCUGAGUCGGCUCCUCAGGUCUCAUCUUUGUCCUCCGCACCUAUGCGGCCCAUGGGGAAGAGCCGACGGCUUGAGCCGACGCGCCCGGCCACGCCAGAUCAGAAGGAACCUGUAGAGAAGGCGACAAAUCAGGUCGUCAUUUACGAAGACACGAAGGAAAAGAACGAUGAAAUUGCGGAUGAAGCCGCAGAGCGGAAUGUCAGCAUAACUUCCACUGUUGUACACCAUCCUAUCGUAGUGACAGACCCUCUGAGACUGCGCGAGAUCCCUUUGCCCAAACCAUCGUCCCCUGUUGCGAAGGGCAAUGAAAACUCCGUCCCGAAAGAGACAAAACCACCUACCACUCCGUCAGUCCCUCGCGAUGCACCGAAAAACAAUGCUCUAGAGGAACUGUCGAAAAAUGAGCCAGACCAUCGUGACAAUAGGUCACCACAGACAUCUAUGCCACGUCUUCCUUCGUUACAUGUGCCGCGCACACGUCCCUCUACCGGACCGAGUAACGACACGGCGACGCAUCGCUGUCCUAAGUUUGAGGCAGCACAAAAACGCUUCGAGGAGAGACGUCGAAGCAUUAGUCCCCGCUCCAAGGACCCAAUGAAAGCGAGACAGACUCUUGAGAAGGGAAUCCCCAGGAUUCACUCUAAGAGUAUGGACAUUCAUGGGUACCACAAAUUGCAGGGGCUAAUUGAAUUUCAUGAUAGGCUCUUUGACGACGAAGAACAGUACUCCGAGCUCCUAGAUGCCCUUUUAGGCGAACUCGAGAGAGCACCAGACGAAAAGCAGCAAUACUUCGGGCGCCCGCUUGACCCCAAAGCGCAGGUGCUUAUAACAGUGCGUUACACAUUCAGACACAUGAAACGACUUGUGGACAAUGGUGGGUCCACGAUGUCGUUGGGGGAAUAUGCAUCUCGUAUAAUCAAAUCCAUCAUCAGAGCCAGAAAAAACUACGACACUACUUGCUAUAUGGCGAUCGUUUUGAAUGAGACCGCGGAGGAGAUGGUGAGCGCGGCAGAGUUUGGGGACAUUGUUAAGGCUGUUGUGGACGUUGUCUCUGCGGAGGAAGCGUCGCUUAACGACCGUGCCAUUCUUAUGGUGUUCAACAUUCUUACGGAUAUCCUGCGUCAGAUGACCUCUCGUGCAGCUCGCUUCCCUAUGGAUGUCCUGGAGAGGCUGGGUGAUCUUGCUAGCAAGUUCUUAACAUCAGAGCAAGCGAACAUCCGGCAAAAAGUGACUCAGCUGUGUGUACACUUGCAUACAAUGACUGCCGAUGAUGAGAAAUUUUGGAAAAUCAUUGGUCAGGUCUCUGAGAACACUCGGAACUUACUUCUAUAUUUCAUUGCUAUGGAGCAGUUGUGA